This is a messenger RNA of Malurus melanocephalus (red-backed fairy wren), 2435 nucleotides long. It is a transcript of the gene ZFPM1, whose product is annotated as zinc finger protein, FOG family member 1. The transcript has 10 exons. Lineage: Eukaryota; Metazoa; Chordata; Aves; Passeriformes; Maluridae. Gene Ontology annotation, molecular function: RNA polymerase II-specific DNA-binding transcription factor binding. Gene Ontology annotation, biological process: megakaryocyte differentiation; negative regulation of transcription by RNA polymerase II; heart development. The record is from RefSeq and is a predicted model, not a curated record. Gene Ontology annotation, cellular component: nucleus. The coding region runs from base 60 to 2435 and encodes 791 amino acids.
ACCCACCUGCCGCCCGCCCAGCCGCCAGCCGGGGCGCCGGGCUCGCCCCUCGCCGAGCGAUGUCCAGGAGGAAACAGAGCAACCCCCGGCAGAUCAAACGUUCCCUGGCAGCGAUGGAGGAAGGUGAGGAUGCCCCGCUGGGGGACAGGAGCCCCUCGGARGGGGACGGAGCCACCUCGGACCGCGAGGGCUCGGCCGAGCGCGACACCUGCAGCCCCCCCGGCAGCGAAGAGUCCAGAGAUGCUGCAGAGAGUCCAAAGGAGCCCGAGAAGCCGGAUCCUGGAGAAAGCCCCCAGGAGCAGGAGACGUGGAAYGGGCCAGCACAGAGCCCCCCCGUGACGCUGGUGCUGGGGGACGAGAGCUGCUGGCUGUCCCGCCUGCCCCUCGUGCCCGGAGAGCCCGAUGCCAACGCCGUCAUCUACAGGAAGGAYGAAKCCCUGUGGUGCCGGACRACGCGCGCGCUGCGGGAGGACGAGCCCCUGAGCGCCUUCGUGGUGGCAGAGCCACCGGCUGUCCCCAACCACGGCGUGAAGGCAGAGCCCGGCGAGUCCCCGUACCCGGCCGCGCUGCACUCGGAUAUCCAGCUGCUGCCACAGCAGGCCGGCAUGGCCGCCAUCCUGGCCACCGCCGUGGUCAACAAGGAUGUGUUCCCCUGCAAGGACUGCGGCAUUUGGUACCGGAGCGAGCGCAACCUGCAAGCGCACCUGAUGUACUACUGYGCCAGCCGGCAGAGCGCCGGCGCCGGCUCGCCAGCCCUGGAUGAGAAACCCAAAGAGACCUAUCCCAACGAGAGGGUCUGCCCCUUCCCCCAGUGCAAGAAGAGCUGCCCCAGUGCCAGUUCCCUGGAGAUCCACAUGCGGAGCCAUAGCGGAGAGCGGCCGUUUGUCUGUCUGAUCUGCCUGUCUGCCUUCACCACCAAAGCCAACUGCGAGCGGCACCUGAAGGUGCACACAGACACCCUGAAUGGUGUCUGUCACAGCUGUGGCUUCAUCUCCACCACGAGGGACAUCCUGUACAGCCACCUGGUCACCAACCACAUGAUCUGCCAGCCGGGCUCCAAGGGCGAGGUGUUCUCGCCGGGAUCAGCCCUUCCUGCUACCAAACCCCUUGCUCCCGGGCUGAGCCAGCCGAACAACGCCUCGUUGCGGAAGUGCAGCCUGAGCGCGUUCCUGCCCGAGGCGCUGCCCUCCCUGCCCCAGCACGUGGUGCUGCCCGGCCCCGCUCCCGACCCCUCCCCGGUACCGGCACCGCCCGCCUCGCCCCCCGACCCCCGGGCCGGCAAACUCUCRCCCCCAGCCCAGCCGCAGAACGGRGAAGGKCCUUCGUCAGCAUCMUCCUCCUCUUCCUCCUCCUCCACGUCCGGCGAGCCCGUGCGCAUCAAGGAGGAGCCGGCCGGCAGCCCGGCCAGCGAGGCGGAGGCGCCCAAAAGCGGGGAGGGGGCCGGCAGCCCUGACACCGGCUCCCGGACCUCGUCCCCCCACAGCCUGCCCUCGGCCAAGGUCAAGUCGGAGCUCGCCAGCCCCACACCGGGCUCCAGCCCCGUGCCCAGCGAGCCGGGCACGGGCACGGCCGGCGGCACCGUCUUCCUCCCGCAGUACGUGUUCGGCCACGAAGCCGCGGUGGUGCCGCAGGCGUCGGAGAUCCUGGCCAAGAUGUCGGAGCUGGUGCACAGCCGGCUGAAGCAGGGCCACGGGGGUACCGUGCCACCCGCCAUCUACCCGGGCACGCCGGUGCCCAAGGGGGCCACCUGCUUCGAGUGCGAGAUCACCUUCAACAACAUCAACAACUACUACGUGCACAAGCGYCUGUACUGCUCCAGCCGGCACCUGGCCGAGGACAGCCCCCCCGGGGCACGCAAGCUCAAAGCCACCCCCGGGGCGCCCAAGGGUCCCCCUGCCCCAGGGACACUGCUGUCCCCUCCGGCGGGCAACGGGCAGGGCCCGAUGGCGGGGGACGGGGACACCGGGCGUGAUGCCACGCCGCCAGCCACCGCGCCGGAGGGGAAGGCUGAAGAGGGGGGCACCAAAGCGGGGUCCCCCGAGGCGGAGGGGGGCUCGGGGCGGUGCAGCGAGGACAGCCAGAGCCCCRGCAGCUCGGCGGGUGACGAUGGGGACGAGGACCCCAGCAAGACGCUGUGCGAGGCGUGCAACAUCCGCUUCAGCCGCCACGAGACCUACGUGGUGCACAAGCGCUUCUACUGCGCCUCCCGGCACGACCCUCCCCUGCGCCGCCCCGCCGCCCCCAAAGUGCCCUUUGUGCCGCAGCCGCUGCGCACCCGCAAGCGCCGCAAGCAGACACUACGGGGCUGGGGAGGGGGUGUGGGGGGCACCAGCCCCCCAAGAAACGUGGGGGGUGCCCCCACCGCAGAGCGGCCCCUGCACGGAGCCAGCGCCGGGAGUGAGGAUGGCGCUGCCCGGGGAACUGUGUGUGUAUAA